UUUGAGCCCACUUGCAGUAUUUAUAGUUCACAGAGGAUUUAGGAAACAGAGGUUGAAGCAAUGGACAUAACAUUUUCUACGAUGCAAGUUAUUCUGGUAGGAGCCGUGACAAUUUUUCUUGUGACAACAAUUCUAGUAAAAUACCUUGGAAAUUAUAGGAGCCGUCUCCCUCCAGGCCCCAGAGCUAUUCCUGUAAUUGGUCACCUUCAUCUUCUCAUAGAUAAAACCAGGCCAAUUCACCAGAUUCUAAAUUCACUCUCACUGCUCUAUGGGCCUAUUAUGCAACUCAAAUUUGGUAGCAGCCCUGUUCUAGUGAUAAAUUCUUCAGAUUUAGCCAAAGAAUGUUUUACAGUAAAUGACAAGGCUUUUGCUUCUAGACCUCGGCCUGCACAUGGCCAGCAUUUGGGCUACAAUUAUUAUAAUCUGGGUUGGGCUCCUUAUGGCCCCUACUGGAGAAAUGCUAGAAAAAUCUGUGUACUCGAGCUUCUGUCCUCCAAAAGAAUCCAAUCAUUUAGACCCAAGAGGAUGAAAGAGAUUUGUAAGGCAGUAUAUUCUAUGUUUCAACAGUCACAAUUGCAGAGUAUUGUGAACAUGAGAAAUGUUUUGUACCAAUUGACUUUUAAAACCCUGAUGGCUAUGAUCAUAGAUGACAGGUAUUUUGGCGAAGAAUUGGGGAUUCCAGCAGAUUUGUUUACCCAUCUGAUUGAAGAGACUCUUAUACUUAAAGGAGUAAUUUGUAUUGGGGAUUAUAUACCCUGGUUGAAGUGGCUUGAUUUGCAGGGGUACGAAAAGGCUAUGAAGGAGGUACAGGGAAAGUUAGAUUUGUAUAUGCGGAGAAUUCUGGACAAGCACAGGGAGAAAGGAUUAAAAGAGGAGGGAGUGAUGGAAGACUUUAUUGAUGUGCUAAUCUCACAGGCAAAGGAGAAUGGUGACGCAAUUCCUGAAAAAGAUGCAUUUAUUAAGGCAACUGCUCUAGUUAUGAUAGGUGCAGGAUCUGAUACAUCUUCAGUUGCACUAGAGUGGGCACUGUCAAUGUUAUUGCAACAUCCCAAAGUAAUGAAUAAGGCGCAAGAGGAGCUUGAUUCUAAAAUUGGACGAAACAGAUUGGUGGAGGAAUCAGAUAUACACCAGUUACAAUACUUGCAAGCAAUAGUUAAAGAGACUUUGCGUCUUCAUCCAUCGGCACCUUUGCUUGUGCCACACAAAUCUAUUGAGGAUUGUAUACUGGGAGGUUAUCAUAUUCCUUCAGGAACAUUGCUGAUGGUAAAUGCAUGGGCAAUUCAUAGGGACCCAAAAGAAUGGAAUAAGCCAUUAGAGUUUAUACCAGAGCGUUUUACGGAGAAGGAAAUAGAGAUAGAUAACAUACUGAGAGGGAAUGAUUUUGAGAUGAUUCCUUUCGGGGCAGGGAGAAGAGGAUGUCCAAGGGCUUCUUUGGCAAUGUGUAUGAUGCAAACAACUUUGGCAAGGUUGUUGCAGAGCUUUGAUUGGUUUGUUCCAGAUGGAAGAUUGAUUGACAUGAAUGAAGGGAUUGGUUUGACAGCGCCAAGGGCAAUGCCUUUGGAAGUUAACAUCAAGCCUCGUCUUUCCCAUCAUCAAUACCAGCAAGAAGUCUAGUUAUAGACCAUUGAACUCCUCUGUUUUUUUGGUUUAUGGUUUGAAUGCACAAUAAAUAUCAUGUUCACAUGAUUGGGAGCACAAAUAAUCGAUGAGCUUCAGCUUAAUGCCAAGGACAAAUGAAAUCCUUCCAUGUUUUAGAUCAAAAAAAAUUUCAAAGGAAGAAAACAUAUUUAUUACAGUACUAAGAAUAUCAUUAUAUUCAAUAUACACAUAUUUG
Cryptomeria japonica (Japanese cedar) is the source of this 1834-nucleotide messenger RNA. RefSeq names its product cytochrome P450 82A3. The transcript is spliced from 2 exons. The record is from RefSeq and is a predicted model, not a curated record. Lineage: Eukaryota; Viridiplantae; Streptophyta; Pinopsida; Cupressales; Cupressaceae. The coding region runs from base 61 to 1614 and encodes 517 amino acids. Gene Ontology annotation, molecular function: monooxygenase activity; iron ion binding; oxidoreductase activity, acting on paired donors, with incorporation or reduction of molecular oxygen.